Endocarpon pusillum Z07020 is the source of this 4023-nucleotide messenger RNA. RefSeq lists its product as uncharacterized. The record is from RefSeq and is a predicted model, not a curated record. The transcript is spliced from 4 exons. Gene Ontology annotation, molecular function: protein kinase activity; ATP binding; protein binding. NCBI's taxonomy places the organism in Eukaryota, Fungi, Ascomycota, Eurotiomycetes, Verrucariales, Verrucariaceae. Bases 1 to 4023 code for a protein of 1340 amino acids. Gene Ontology annotation, biological process: protein phosphorylation.
AUGCGACUCUUGAGAUGGAGCAGUCAGAACGAGCUCAGCCUGACCGAUGAUCUAGACAAGAACAUUCCUCCCUAUGCGAUCCUCUCCCACACCUGGGGUUUAGACCGCAACGAAGUCACCUUCGCCGAUAUACAGAAGAGUCAAGGUCAAAGCAAGGCGGGAUAUGCGAAGAUUCGAUUUUGUGGAGAACAAGCGAGAAAAGACGGGAUCGAGUACUUCUGGGUGGAUACAUGUUGUAUCAACAAAGACAACCACGUUGAGCUGUCGAAAGCCAUCACAUUGAUGUUUAGUUGGUAUCGUGAUGCGAAAAAGUGCUAUGUCUAUCUUUCCGAUGUAUCAGUGCGUAAGGGUGACAACAUCGGUGAAGUGCAGAGCAUGUGGGAAUCAAGCUUGCGAAUCAGCCGAUGGUUUACACGAGGCUGGACGCUGCAAGAGCUUCUGGCCCCUGCUAUUGUCGAAUUCUUCUCGCAGGAAGAAGACUUCAUAGGGACAAAGCAGACGCUGGCACAGCUGAUCCACGAGGUCACGACCCUUCCUCUCGCUGCUCUGUGUGGCACACCUCUCGCUCAAUUUCCGAUCGACGAAAAAAUACGUUGGACGAAAAAGCGCCAGACUAGGGAGACAGAGGACGGAGCAUAUUGUCUACUCGGAAUUUUCAACGUGUUUAUGCCGCUUAUCUAUGGCGAGGGCGACAAUGCGUUCCGCCGGCUCAAGGAGGAGAUUAACAAGCAGUGUGGCAGUAAUAUCGCUGGCCGUCUUGGUGUUAUUGAUGAGGUCAGAUCACUGGGAUUGUGCCGGAGACUGGCGCCGCUCAAUGAUGUCGAUGACUUCAUUGGGCGAGCCGCCGACGUCGGUCAGACGGCACAAGUUUCACGAUUAGGCGAGCCGAGGCCUGCAAAACGUGUCAGGACAUCGUAUGAUGUGAACGUCUCGGGGCCGAGUAACAGUCGUUCGUAUGGCAACACAACUAUAUCGCAUAUGGAAAUCAUGGGUGGCCACAUCCAGCAGUCAGGUCAGGGUUCUGAACACAAUUCAAUGAUGAUCAGCGAAGACAAGUACAAUUUCCUCCUCAAGUCCCUCCUAUUCGAUCGAAUCGACUUUCGUGUCAACAACGUCAAGAAAGCACUGUUGUCAACCUGCCAGUGGCUCUUUCGUCAUCCGCAUUUUCGGACAUGGUAUGAAAAUGGCUGCUUAGCUCAACACAGCGGCUUUCUGUGGAUCAAGGGCAAACCUGGCUGCGGCAAGUCGACACUCAUGAAGACUCUUUUUGAAUGGCUUCGUAGGCGAAAGAGCAAGGACCGUGUCCAGCAAACCAUCGUCCCUUACUUCUUCAAUGCCCGAGCUUCGGCUUCUCUUGAGAAGUCAAGUUUAGGUUUGUACCGUACAGUUGUGCAUCACCUUCUGUCUUCGUAUCCAAGCAUCCGAACUCUAUUUGCAGAAAAAUUUGCUUUAAAAGACCCAGGACAAUUGGGGGAGAACUGGUCUGUGGAAGAACUGCAAGAAUUUCUCUAUGAUACUAUCGAGUCGAACGAGUCGUCCGGACUGUGCCUGUUGAUCGACGCACUCGACGAGGCCGAGUAUGAGGAUGAUGUCCGACAAAUGAUCAGCUUUUUACAACAACUUUUUGACCGAGCAUUAGCCCUUGGCAGCUCUUGCAAACUCCACAUCUGCCUUUCGAGUCGUCACUAUCCUCACAUCAGCAUUACUAGAGGACUUUCCUUGGUGGUCGAAGAUCAACUUGAGCACGGUCAGGAUAUUGAUAACUACAUCACAAAGGAACUAACGUGCCUUGAUGGUCCUGAAAAGGGCGACCUUCGAGCCGAGAUUCUGAACAAAUCAGCUCGGAUCUUUCUUUGGGUCGUCCUUGUCGUGCAGAUAUUGAACAAACUCGAUGACCGUGGAGUACCUUUAUCGGAAAUGAAAGCUCGGCUCAAAACCAUUCCAGCAGGUCUCAACGAGCUAUUUCAAGGGAUCUUGCUGAAGAGUGACGACGGGAUCGAAACCAGCAUGCUUUUCUUUCAGUGGAUGGUUUUCCGCAUGCGUCCACUUCAGCCGGCAGAACUAUUUGUUGCAAUGGAAUACUCUAAAUCGCCGGAUAACCCGAUACGCACUUUACCUACCGAGAUCUCUGUGCCUGCGCCCGAUCGCCUUGCCAGAUUUGUCCUCAACUGUUCACGUGGUCUUGUUGAAGCUGUCGAAGUUGCCCCGUCACAAGCGGCAACGGUCCAAUUCAUACAUGAGACAGUUCGCGAAUUCCUACUCAAAGAGAAUGGCUUGGCAUCAAUAUCCCGAGCUCUGGCCACGAAUUCACAAGACCAAUGCCUCCUUGGAGACAUAUUCAGAUCUGAAAUGCGCCUGAAACUGCCCUUUCUCGACUAUGCGAUUUCAUAUCUUUUCGACCACGCUGAACAAGCACAGCAGCAUAGUAUCUCUCAGCUAGCUUUCUUGAAAAAUCAAAUCGACGCGAACGGUCUCUGGUUGGACUUACACAGACUCUGGUGGAAUGUCCUCGAGCGUUACAAAUCUAAGAAGGUCACGUCCGGCGUGACUUUAAUCUACUUCAUUGCGGAACAACAAUACUCAAAUUUACUAUCAGUAUUACUUAGCGUAUCGAAACCUGUUAAUACAAUUUGCGGAACCUACGGGUCUGUCUUACAGGUGUCAUCAUAUCAUGGCUCUCGAGAGAUCGUACAGAUGCUGUUAGAUAAGGGCGCCUACGUUAACGCUCAAGGAGGACGCUACGGAAAUGCACUACAGGCGGCAUCAGGCCGUGGCCACGAGAAGGUGGUGCAGACACUACUGGACCAAGGUGCCGAUGUCCACGCUCAAGGAGGACACUACAAUAAUGCACUAUAUGCGGCAUCAGUAUGUGGCCAUGAGAAGGUGGUGCAGACACUACUGGACCGAGGUGCUGAUGUCAACGCUCGAGGACGCUACAGUAACGCACUACAGGCGGCAUUAGAGUGUGGCCACGAGAAGAGUGGCCACGAGAAGGUGGUGCAGACACUACUGGACCGAGGUGCUGAUGUCAACGCUCAAGGAGGACGCUACGGUAAUGCACUAUAUGCGGCAUCAGACUAUGGCCACGAGAAGGUGGUGCAGACACUACUGGACCGAGGUGCCGAUGUCAACGCUCAAGGAGGAUACUAUGGUAACGCACUACAGGCGGCAUCAGUAUAUAGCCACGAGAAGGUGGUGCAGACACUACUGGACCGAGGUGCUGAUGUUAACACUCAAGGAGGACAGUACGGUAAUGCACUACAGGCGGCAUUAGAGUGUGGCCACGAGAAGGUGGACCGUAUUCUUGGUCUGGGCAGGACUGGGGUUACGGUUCAGAGAGAAGGCAUUGCCCUCAAAUUGCCCUUGAAGCGCUGCACAAUAGGACCGCAUAUGGAGCAGAAUGAAAUCGAGUUCGAUAUUGCAGUCGAGGCGAUAGAGAACGAGAAAAGAGUUUACCAACGUCUGGGUAAACACCAUAGCAUUGUCGAUUGUCUUGAUAUAUCUGGUGUUGGCAUCCAGUUGGCUCUGAUGGAACAUGGGAAUUUACAGGACUACCUCACACAAAACCAGCCUUCAGCGUCAAUCCUGCUAGGCUGGUUCCGGGACAUGGCUCAAGCUCUCGUGCACAUACACGACAGGCGCGUCAUUGUUGCUGACAUCGCCACUCGAAAUUUCCUUGUGGACGUUAAUCGAUCUGUCAAGAUGUCAGAUUUUUCGGAAUCAUCUAUCUUGCCUCUCUCUACCGACAUGCAGACCGCUGACGAUUCUGGCUACUCUAUCUACACUGAUAUCGGCCAGCUGGGUACGGUGAUAUAUGAAGCUGUCACAAGACAGCCCUGCAGCUUUGAUCUAUUCAAAGGUCAGCCCCCUGGGCCUGCCACUGCUACCUGGCCCCAAAGAACAGACCUCCCGACUACGGACAACAUAUGGCUUGGUUCUAUCAUUGAAAGAUGUUGGACGAAAGGAGCGCUACGCGAUGCGCGCGAGUUAUCAGCAGUCUUAGAUUCUUUUAGUAUGGAUUGA